AUGCGAUAUGGGGCCAAAGAGGCAUAUUCCACGGCCUCGCAAAGAAAGAGAACCUCCAGACUGGUAGAGUGGCGACGGUAUUCAACGAUAGGCUUCUUUCAUUUAAAAGGGACCCUAAGAUCUACGGUCACAAUGGUUUGGCCGUUGGACAAUGGUUUCCUUCACAGUUGUCUGCACUAUUCCAUGGUGCGGUCGGCUCGUCACAAGGAGGAAUAUCAGGACAUACGGCGAAUGGAGCCUACUCAAUCGUUGUCAGCGGAGCGUACGAAGACCUGGACACUGACAAUGGAGAGACAUUAUACUACUCCGGCAGUGGGUCUCACGAGAAUACCGAUCCCAAAAAUCACAGAGAGUCAACCACAGGCACCAAGUGUCUGA
Molecule: messenger RNA, 378 nt
Organism: Ramularia collo-cygni
Lineage: Eukaryota; Fungi; Ascomycota; Dothideomycetes; Mycosphaerellales; Mycosphaerellaceae
Exons: 2
Coding region: 1-378 (125 amino acids)
Source: RefSeq, a predicted model, not a curated record